CGCGUAAAGACCGGCUGGCUACGUCCCAAAUCAACAGUUGCGUGCAGUGUUGACAUAGUGUGCUGUUUAAUAGUAUUCUGUUUGGGACGUUGCCCUGUGUUCUAGUGAGACGGAUAGGAGGGGCUCGGUAGGCUGUUAACCCUUUGUAUGACCCCCCCUUGAUUCCUGGGCUGUUCUCUGUAAUUGGGACACAUUUCUGCUGAGUGUGGUGCUCUGUUUAUCUUAUUAUUAUUAUUAUUUCCCUGCGCUUAAAUACCCCCUGACAAGCAGAUUUAGGGUUCUGUGAUUCAUGCUCUGGAACUAAUUUAACACAUGGGAAGGAACUUGUGCACUGAGCUUCAUGCUUGAAAGAAAGGAAAUACUUUUGUUGUUUGUUGUAAUUUAAGUUCUGCUGAAAUUUCAAAGAUGUGACUUCAUACUCAUUUGUUUAUUUGUUUGCUCCCUCACUCACUUGUUCACUACAAAAACAGGAAAAAUGAUCUCAUCCCACUGAUGUUAGAGCAAAAAAUGCAAAACCAUGCACUCACAUGUACCUUUCCUAGUUUUUGUACCUUUCCUAGUUUUUGUUGUUUUGAUUUGAUCCCCUUUGCAGUGCACAUGUGUGGGUUUUUUUUGUUUACUAGAUGCACUCUCUGCACAUAUCAUCACCUGCUAUUACAUAAACAUUUUGAAUCCUACACUUUACCUACCAACCAGAACCUUCAUUUAUUAAUCUUUAAAACAUUGUAUUCAGUAGCUACAUUGGAUUGUCCUUUCAUUAAACAUGAAGAAACACAGUGAAGUAGUGAGAGUGUGGAGUGUUAGUCUGGACUUGAAAAGUUAUAUAUAUCUGGAAACUGUAUAUAGUUUCAUGCUGAGAAAGAACUGGGUGAGGUUAUAUCUGGUCUGUAGGAAAGGUCUGCCUUCCAAAAAUGAAGUGGGAAAAGUCCACACUGGAAAAGUCUCCUCAUCUCUUCUGGAGGCGUAUGGACCAAAACCAUAGAAUCUAAAAAUACACCCUUUUCCUCUGUCUGUAACUGUGUGUUUGGAGCUGUUGCUUUGUUGACAUCACUCGUAUUUUAUUUUCCAUAUGUCCCAGCAUGGUCGUUAACUGAACUGUUCUAAUGUAGUUGAUGUUGAACUUGGACAUGGUUGUGCGAUUGGUUCUUGAUUCAUACUGGUUCACAGCUGGAAAGUUCACUCUUCCAUGGUGAACACAAGAGGGAGACAUUUUCUUAAACCCUAAAACCACUUAGUCACAACCUUAUAAAGUUUGGUGUAGAAGUUAGAUGAAAAACAGAUUUAGGGCCAUUCAAGGACACUACUUGUUAUUUAAGUAAAAUGCUUACCAAGAAACCUGGAUCUGCCAGUAGUUUACUUUGCAGUAAUACACCACCACCGGGUUCUCCUUUUUCUUCGUGCCAGGGAAAGCGCCGUUAUGCCAUGUUCUUUUUUUCAUGUGAGCCAUUGGGGAAGUGUGAUGCCCCGGCUUCCAUGUUGCAGAAGCCUUUGGGCAAUUGCUGGCUUUGCUUCACAAUAACAGUGGUAAGGGUGUGGAUCUGACAUCCAGCACACUUCCUGUAUAACAUCAUCUAUCAAAGCAGGAUCAAGAUUUCAUCCUUUAUUUCAUAAUGAAUUUAGCUGUUGGAGCUCAAUCCAAAAUUUGCAUAGAAAAUAACACCAGUAGGUGCCCUUUUGUUUAAAAUUAUGAUGAGACAACUGUGCUUGUUGAACCUCAUAGUCUACCUAACAUAAAUCAGGGUGUUUUAUGGCAGUUUCUGUCAGCGAGAGAGGGAAGAGCAUGUUCUGAUAACAUUCCUGUUUUCAGUAUGAGAUUGUUGGUACAAGUUUUCACACGUACCUUUGGUUUAGUGUGUGAGGAGUGGGUGUCAGUGCUGGUUCACUGUGGUCAGAGAUUAGUUUUGCCUCCAUAUUUUAUCAUGUGUAACAAUCACUUUGUUCCUGAUUAGUCUUUAAGAGUUGCACCUCUGUAGACUAUGAGCUUUCUCUCAUCUUGCAUGCACAACAGGCUUUUUUCCAGAUCCUGCUGUAUUGCGUUCACAGUACAUUUCCAUCCAGAAACUACUCAUCUAUGAUCAUUACUGUUAUACCACAGUGACAUUAAAUGCUUGAUUCUGAUUAAUCAGAAGGUGAUGAUUCAUUUUCUAUAGCAGCAUCUCUGGCAGUAGUUCCAGUUGCAAGGUUUAUAUUGAUAUAUAUUGCACUCGUUCUAAUGAAUUAUCUUUUAUAUAGUAACAACUUACACAGGAUGCGCUACAAAAAUGGAUUUUAAAAAUGUGUGUAAUUGUUGAUAUGGUGAAGUUGUCUGCGAGGAGACAUUUAUUUAGCAUUUUUGGAAGGAGUCUCUAAUCCCAGAACUUUGUAAAAGUCAGAGGAAAAUCAAGACUGUUAAGUUUUUAGACACAGGAAAGUCUUUAGGAUACAGUAAUUUCUUAGUAACUUAACAAGCUGAACUUUUUGCCUUAUUAACAUCGAGAGAGUAAAAAGAGAGGUUUGUGAGGAACGACUGUUUAUAGCUUUCAUAGUGUAAGUGAUAACAGGAACUAACUUGUUUUAAUGUAAACAUUAGAUGUAACAAUAAAUGGAUGAAAAAGCACAAUGGGUCAUGUGACAGUAAUCAACUCUGGCAUGGUAAGAGUAACUCCGCUUUGUGCCAGGCCACGUCACACCACUGCGACUGGUUAUAUUUGUAUAACAUCAGGCCUAUUGUGUUUUAUUCCUUAUGUUUCAAGAUAGUUGGUGCAUUUCUUAUUUUCACUUGCUUCUAAAUUAGUUCAGUUAGUUAUUUGUAACCAUUUUCUGAAUGUAUUUUGGUAGAUAUCUCCUCUCAGCUCUUAUAACACAGUACUAUGUGGUUUGGUAUCACGUAGGCCUCUUGGCUGUCCUGGUUCCAGGCUGCAAUCCUUCAAACAAGACAUCAGACCCCUUUUCACUCAGCUCAAGUCUAAACAAGCUGUGGGACAGAGCGAAAAUGCAAAGAAUCCUCUCCUCAUCUUUUAUUUCAGCAGAGCUGACAUGCUGUAAUGGUCUAGCAGCUAAAGGGAGUCUGUAUAGAGUUACAUCUACAAUGCUGAUCAAAUUUCUAAACCUUGUUUUUAGUUGUUUUUUUUUUUACACUUAUGUUACUGCCAUAGACAAAACUAUGAAUGCACUCUUACAUAUUAGGCAAUUUUUUCACCAAGUACCGAAAUCUUCAUAUUUAUGGACUUGUUAACUUGCAAGUUCUCAGAUCUCAGGGCUGUAAAUGAGUAAAGUACUUAAUACUAUAGAUAAAAAAAAGUUGUAAGUCAAAUGCAAGUGAGUGCAAAUAUUGGCAUCUCAUCUAAUUUCUGGGUAAAAAAAGGGAAAGCGUGCCACUUUUUCACAAUGUAUCAGAUAAGGAGAAUGAUAAGGGGUUAAAAAAAUCCAGAAUAUAUGUAAAAAUUAACAGAAAAAUAAUCUGAAAACAAAAGGAAAAGAAGGAAGUUUAAGCAUUACCCUUGAUGUCUGGCAUAUACAUUUCAAAUCAAUAUAAUAUCUUACGUUAUUCAACUUUUUCUGUUACUUACAAUAAUGAAGGAACAUCUGUGGAACUUAUUGAACAAAGUUUCCUAUUGUCUUGUAAGUAUAAAUUAAAUAUUUUGUCUUUUUUAUUUUGUUCUAAGGGUGUGCUAACUCUUGCAUUCGACUGUAAAUGUUAUGUGCUACAAAUGCCUAAUUUGAGUGCUCAAUAUGCAGUCCUUUUCAAUUACACUUAGAUUAUUAUUCCCAAUAAAUCAGCAAAAACAUUUCUCAAUUCACUUAUAACUCUGCUUAUUUAGAUUUAUGUUUGGAAAAUUUUAAAGCCUGCUGCUUUCACCAAAAACUUGUGUGUUCUGGGUCUAUGAGUGUAUCUAUAAAGUUAUUAUGUAUCUUACCUCAAGAUGUCUUAGAUGUGUGCACACCCUAUGAUAUUACAUAGUUAUAACCCAUAAUUAUAACAUAAUUAUUAUUCUUUGAUGUUGUUCUAUCUGGUUGUGCAUUAGCAUUAAAUAAAAUAAAAUCAGAAAUGCAGACAGAUGUUGCUUUGAAGUUCUGCAUCGUCAUAAUCUGUGGUGUCACAUGGGUGUACACAGGGUCACAUUCUGCACUUCAUAAUGCAGUCUUUCCAGCCACACACAGUGAUGCUGCUUUGUGGAGAUCAGUCUUUCACUAUGUUUUUCACAUCCCUAUGUUUUUAUUGUAGGACUGAUUCAAAUCAUUUCUAUGCCUUUGCGUCACUUUUGUGUUAUAGAGCCAUAGCUCUAUAGGCGAUAUCAGACACUGAGCUGCUUUAUCUGACUCUAAUCUUCCCCCCUAAAUGCUACCAUAUGGCUUUCCAGCCAAAAUUGCUCUAAUGUCAGGGGAAAGUGUGUGAUUUUUUUUUUAAAGCCGUGAGUCAUAUUUCCUUUGGGAAAAGAACAGGCUUUCCCCUGUAUGGGAAUCGAAGACUCUUAUAGUGCCCCCUGUCGAUCAGAUCCAUAACAAGCCUCCUUUAUUGGGCAUGUCCCCCAUCAUUGCUUUCUGUUACAGUAGCUGAUGACUAAGUGAUGCCCUUCUGCUCUUUUAUUCAGUAUGUGGACCAUAUUUGUUUAGGCUACAUGUAUAACUCUGUGUAUACUUGUGUGUAUACUUGUGUACAUUUGUGGUACUUUUGAUGGUCUUCCUCAGUAGUUUGUUCCUAUCAUGAGUGAGAGAACAGAAAUGUGUCUUUUUUAUUCCUUUUGGCUAAUUCAUUAUUUGCAACCUCAACCGUUAUCACAGAUUUGCAACUUCAACCAUUAUGGCUGUUUUUGCACUUUGCUGCUUGCAUAGAGGACGAAGGACUUUUGCCUGAAACGUCUUGUUUCUCUGAAAACUUUGUGUGCUACACCUGAUUUUUUUCCACAUCUACAAUAUUUUUCCUAUAUUUUCCAAAAACAGUAUGUCACAAAGUGUUUUAUUCCACUAAUACCACACCAAUUUGCCAGUAGUUACAUUUUCUGUUAAUUGAAAAGCAACACAUACUUUUUAUCCGUUUAUAGAUAAAUUUAAUGCUGUGGAAUGUCAGUGAAACAUUCCACACUUCAUUAUAGCCACUCUGUUGUUCCCUCCGCCAUCUCUCUUUUUUCACACCCUUAAAGCUAACAAAACAAAAGAAAAAGGCAGCUUGCCUUGUUACUGGGAAACCAGGAAUUACAAAGUCUACUAGAAACUUUUUACUAUAGAAACUGUAGCGUAUGCAAACGAGUGCACUCGUAUAUAAACCUGUGAUUUCCUAUGCAGCACUUUUGUCAGAGCUGCUGAUGCAGACAAUGAAUCAACACUGUCUGACCAAUCAGUACUGUCAACAGCACUGUAGUAUAAUCAGCUUUGAGAAUCGUGUGCUUAUGUCCCAUACUUCCCAUUUAAUCACUUUCAUUUCCCCUAUCUCUGUCAUUGUGGUUUCUUUAUAGCUUCAUAGUUCUGUCCCACUGUUUCAGUCCUGUCCACUCCCAACUCACUGUUUUUGGGGGAUGAGAGAGAGAGAGAGAGAGAGAGAGAGAGAGAGAAGGGCAAGUUGGGGCAAUUUCACAGUGACCCCCACUCUUUUCCAAAAGAGCAGUGAAUGACAGUUUCUGACCUUACUGCCUGAGGCAAGGUAUUUAUUGCAUGGAGGAAGAAUUGAAAGGAGGAGGAGGGAAAGAGGGGAACUGAACAAGAGAGAGGAAAAAGUGAAAAAAGGAGGGAGAAGAGAGAGGUUAAGCAAGAGCACAAAUCACUGACUUGGAACACACCCACCCAACUGCAUGGUGUUUCUCGUCACGCUCAGAUACUCCUAGUUGCCAGUUAGAGUAGAAGUAUUGAAAAGUGUAAAAAAAAAAAAGUUGAAAAGUGUUUAGUAAAAGAGGGAGAAGUGGACAAAAUGGCUCUACAGCAGUGCGUUAGGACGUAUUCAUCUGACAGUAUGGGUAGUGACGUGGUGUUCACAGAGGACAGCUACUACCAGGGGAUGCUCAAGUCCACGGAGGGAAAGAAAGAUGAGCGUGACCGCGUACAGAAAAAGACUUUCACGAAAUGGGUGAACAAGCAUCUUAUGAAGCACUGGAAAGCAGAGGCUCAGAGGCACAUCACAGACCUGUACGAGGAUCUGCGAGAUGGCCACAGCCUCAUUUCCCUGCUGGAGGUGCUUUCAGGAGAAACACUGCCAAGAGAGAAGGGUCGUAUGCGCUUCCACAAGCUACAGAACGUCCAGAUCGCCCUGGACUUCCUCAAACAUAGACAGGUCAAACUGGUGAACAUCAGGAAUGAUGAUAUAGCAGAUGGAAACCCAAAACUGACCCUUGGGCUAAUAUGGACCAUCAUCCUUCACUUCCAGAUCUCAGACAUACAGGUGAAUGGUCAGUCUGAUGACAUGACGGCCAAGGAGAAGCUGCUGCUGUGGGCUCAGCGCAUGGUUGAGGGCUACCACGGCCUGCGCUGUGACAACUUCACCACCAGCUGGAGAGAUGGCAGGCUUUUUAAUGCUAUCAUCAACAAACACAGGCCUAAUCUGAUUGACAUGAGUAAGGUGUACAGACAGACGAACCUGGAGAACCUGGAGCAGGCUUUCAGCAUGGCGGAGAGAGAGCUGGGCGUCACCCGCCUGCUUGAUCCAGAAGAUGUGGAUGUGCCACACCCUGAUGAGAAGUCUAUCAUUACGUAUGUUUCCUCCCUGUAUGAUGUCAUGCCACGAGUUCCUGAUGUACAAGAUGGAGUUCAGGCCAACGAGCAAGAACUACGCUGGCAGGAGUACUACGAGCUGGUCACCAUGCUGCUGCAGUGGAUCAGACACCAUAUCGUUGUGUUUGAGGAGAGCAAGUUCCCCACCAGUUAUGAGGAAAUUGAGGUCCUUUGGCGCCAGUUUCUCAAAUUUAAGGAGACAGAGCUGCCAGCAAAGGAGGCUGACAAGAAUCGCUCUAAGCAUAUUUACAAGGCUUUUGAGGGUGCAGUGCAGGCUGGUCAGGUUAAGGUUCCACCCGGUUACCACCCCAUCGAUGUGGAGAAGGAGUGGGGUCGACUCCAUGCAGCAAUACUUGAGAGAGAGCGACUGCUCAGGAAUGAGUUUGAACGUUUGGAGCGGCUCCAGAGGGUUGUCAGUAAGGUGCAGAUGGAGUCAGGUGUGUGUGAGGAACAGUUGAACCAGGUGGAGACACUGCUGCAGACGGAUGUGCGCUUGCUGGGAGCUGGAAAGCCUGUUCAGCAUGCAGCAGAGAUCGAGACAGACCUGGAUAAGGCUGAGAACAUGAUCCGCUUUCUCUUCAAUGAUGUGCAGUUGCUGAAGGAUGGGCGCCAUCUGCAGGCAGAACAGAUGUACAGGCGGGUGUACCGUCUCCACGAGCGUUUGGUAAACCUGCGCAGUGAGUACAACCUGCGUGUGAAGUCUGGUGUGACAGUGUCUCAGGUACCCCUCACGCAGGUGUCCAUGUCUCCAAGCCUGCAGCAGUCCCCUCAGCGUGCACGACCUGAGCUAGAUGAAGUCACGCUCCGCUACAUCCAGGACUUGCUGGCCUGGGUGGAGGAGAACCAGAGACGCAUGGACAGUUCAGAGUGGGGAGCAGACCUGCCCUCUGUCGAGUCACAGCUGGGCAGCCAUCGCGGACUACAUCAGUCUAUUGAGGACUUCAAAUCUAAGAUUGACCGUGCUCGGGCAGAUGAGAAUCAGUUAACCCCUGCCAGUAAACAAGCAUACAGAGAUUACCUGGCCAAGCUGGACUUGCAGUACAACAAACUUCUGAAUGCCUCAAAGGCCCGGUUGCGCAAUCUGACCGGACUACAUGCUUUUGUUGUAGCUGCUACUAAAGAGCUAAUGUGGUUAAAUGAGAAAGAGGAGGAAGAGGUGAACUAUGACUGGAGUGACCGCAAUACCAACAUGACCGCCAAAAAGGAUAACUACUCGGGUCUGAUGCGGGAUCUGGAGCAGAGGGAGAAAAGAGUGAACACAGUUCAAGCAACUGGAGACAAACUGUUGAAGGAAGGCCAUCCAGCUCGGAGCACUAUAGAGGCCUUCACUGCAGCUCUGCAGACCCAGUGGAGUUGGUUACUGCAGCUGUGCUGCUGCAUUGAGACUCACCUCAAAGAGAACACUGCCUACUUCCAGUUCUUUGCAGAUGUGAAAGAGGCAGAGGAGAAGAUGAAGAAGAUUCAGGAGACAAUGAAGAAGAAAUAUAUUUGUGACCGCUCCAUUACUGUCACACGUCUGGAGGAUCUUCUGCAGGACGCUGCGGAUGAAAAGGAACAUCUUGCGGAGUUUAAGACUCAUCUGGAUGGCAUAAACAGGAGAGCCAAGAAUAUCAUCCAGCUGAAACCCAGAAAUCCUGCCACCCCAGUCAAAGGCAAACUGCCCAUUCAGGCUGUGUGUGAUUUCAAACAAAUGGAGAUCACAGUACACAGGGGAGAUGAGUGUGUGCUGUUGAACAACUCACAGCCCUUUAAGUGGAAGGUGAGGAGUUCGAGUGGAAAUGAAGCCACAGUGCCAUCCAUCUGCUUCAUCAUCCCACCUACCAACAAGGAAGCUGUGGAAAGCAGCUCUGGUCUGGAUGCAAAUCUGCAGAAGCUGAUGAUCCUCUGGCAGAAGUUGCAUGUGGACAUUAAGAGUCUGUUGUCCUGGCAGUAUCUCAUGAGAGACAUUCAGUUCAUCAAUUCAUGGAACUUCAUCAUGUUCAAGACUUUGAAGGUGGAGGAGUACCGUCUGACUCUGAAGAACUUGGAGCAGCACUAUCAGAUCUUCAUGCGUGACAGCCAGGACUCUGAGUUCUUUGGUGCAGAUGAGCGUAUGCAGGCUGAAAGCGCUUAUAACAACGCCACACAGCACUAUGACAACCUACUGCGAUCCAUAGAGCAAGAACCUCUCUCCACUUCCAAAGCCAAAGUUGCUGGAGAGCAGGAUGAGUCUGUGUGUAAGAGCUACAUCACUCAAAUAAAGGACCUAAGGCUGAGACUUGAGGGAUGCGAGUCGCGCAUGGUCAGUCGCCUCAGGCAGCCGGUAGACAAAGAGCCCCUGAAAGCCUGUGCCCAGAGGACCACUGAGCACAAGAAAGUGCAAUCUGAGUUGGAAGGCAUAAAGAAAGACCUAGAUGCAGUGGUUAAGCAGAGUGAGGCUGCACUGGCUUCUUCUCAGCAGUCCACCUCGGCACCUGUCCUACGUUCAGAGCUAGACAUCACCCUGAAGAAGAUGGCAGAUGUUUACAGUCUCUCCUCUGUCUACCUGGACAAGCUAAAGACCAUUGACUUGGUAAUACGCAGCACACAAGGGGCUGAAGAUGUUCUCAGAAAGUAUGAGAACCAGCUUCGUGAUGUCCACAAAGUGCCUGCGAAUGAGAAAGAGCUGGAGUCCAACCACACACAGCUAAAGAAACUGUGCUCAGAUGCGGAGUCGGAUAAGCCAGUGUUUGACCGUCUGGAGGCUGAGCUUCAAGACGCUGUGGCGGUAAAUGAGCGAAUGUCUCGUGUACACAGUGAGUGGGAUGCUGAGCUGGAUCACUAUGUGCAGUUGGUAGCAAGCCUAAAAGAGCGCUGGCAGGCUGUGUUUGCCCAGUUCAAGCUGCGCCAGCGGGAACUGGACCUACUGGGUAGGCAGAUGCAGAACUACAGACAGAGCUAUGACUGGCUCAUUCAGUGGAUUACAGAUGCCAAGCAAAGGCAAGAAAAGAUCCAGGCCAUGCCCAUCAGCGAUAGCAAAGCUCUUAAAGAACAAUUGGUCCAGGAGAAGAAACUCCUUGAGGAGAUUGAAAACAACAAAGAAAAAGUGGAUGAAUGUCAGAAAUUUGCUAAGGCCUACAUUGAUACGGUAAAGGAUCAUGAACUUCAGCUGGUAACAUAUAGAGCAUUGGUGGAGCCUAUUGCCUCACCACUGAAAAAACUCAAGGUGGAGUCUGCAUCAGACAGCAUUAUCCAAGAGUAUGUGACUCUCAGAACACGCUACAGUGAGCUGUUGACUCUGGCGAGCCAAUAUAUUAAGUUUAUAAUAGAUACCCAACGGCGCCUAGAGGAUGAAGAGAAAGCUACAGAAAAACUUAAAGAAGAAGAAAGGAAAAAGAUGGCCGAAAUGCAGGCCGAGUUAGAAAAACAGAGACAGUUAGCAGAAUCUCAUGCAAAGGCCAUUACCAAAGCAGAGCAAGAGGCUGAUGACUUGAAGCUAAAAAUGAAAGAGGAGGUUAGCAAAAGACAAGUCUUUGCAGUUGAUGCUGAAAAACAGAAGCAAAACAUCCAGCAGGAACUGCAAGAACUCAGAAACCUCUCAGACCAAGAGAUUAAGGCUAAAAGCCAUCAAGUGGAAGAGGUCCUGCAAAGCCGAACCAAGAUUGAGGAGGAGAUCCGCAUAAUCCGACUUCAGCUGGAGACAACCGUGAAACAGAAAUCAACAGCUGAAGCUGAACUUCAGCAGCUCAGGGAUAAAGCAUCAGAGGCUGACAGACUUAGGAAGGCUGCCCAGGAAGAAGCAGAAAAGCUAAGGAAACAAGUGAACGAAGAGACACAGAAAAAACGGAAGGCAGAGGAAGAGCUAAAACAAAGAACAGAUGCAGAGAAGGAAGCUGCAAAGCAGAAACAAAAAGCCAUGGAGGAUCUUGAAAAGUUCAAGCAGCAAGCAGAGGAGGCAGAGAGGCGCAUGAAGCAGGCUGAACUGGAAAAGGAGAGGCAGAUAAAAGUGGCAGAAGAGGUGGCACAGAAGAGUGCUGCCACAGAGCUACAGAGUAAGCGCCUUUCCUUUGCCGAAAAAACAACAAAAUUGGAGGAGUCACUAAAACAAGAGCAAUGCACUGUUAUCCAACUGCAAGAGGAGGCAGAGCGUUUAAAAAAGCAACAAGCUGAAGCUGAUAAAGCAAGAGAAGAAGCUGAGAAGGAAUUGGAAAUAUGGAGACAGAAAGCCAACGAAGCUCUCCGUCUAAGGCUCCAGGCUGAGGAGGAAGCCCAUAAGAAGAGCACUGCACAAGAAGAGGCUGAGAAACAGAAAGAGGAAGCAAAGCAAGAGGCAAAGAAGAGAGCCAAAGCUGAGGAGGUUGCUCUGAAACAGAAGGAGUUUGCAGAGAAGGAGCUUGAAAAACAAAGAAAAGAAGCUGAAGAAACUGCUCAACAAAAGCUCUCAGCAGAACAGGAACUUAUACGCUUAAAAAUGGAUUUCGAUCUUGCUGAGCAGCAAAGGACUCUACUGGAUGAUGAACUGCAGCGACUGAAAAAUGAAGUGAACACAGCUGUAAAACAGAGGCAACAGCUAGAGGAUGAGCUUUCCAAAGUAAGAAAGGAGAUGGAAAUUCUCAUACAGCUUAAAGCCAAAGCUGAAAGAGAGUCCAUGUCAAACACUGAAAAGAGCAAGCAACUCCUUGAAUCUGAGGCAGGCAAAAUGAGGGAACUUGCUGAGGAGGCCACUAAACUGAGAUUAGUUGCUGAGGAAGCAAAGAAACAAAGGCAGCUAGCAGAAGAUGAAGCAGCCCAACAGAGAGCAGAGGCUGCAAAGAUUCUCAAAGAAAAGUUGGCUGCCAUCGAUGAAGCAACUCGUGUGAAAACUGAGGUUGAGAUUGCUUUAAAAGAGAAGGACGCCGAAAAUGACCGUCUGAAAAGAAAGGCUGAGGAGGAAGCUUAUCAAAGGAAGGUCCUAGAAGACCAAGCAGCUCAACAUAAGCAAAAUAUUGAAGAAAAGAUCAACCAGUUAAAGACAUCCUCUGAUGCUGAAUUAGGCAGACAGAAGGAAAUUGUCGAAGAAAUCUUAAAGCAAAAGAAAGUGGUUGAAGAAGAGAUUUAUAUUUUGAAACUCAACUUUGAAAAGGCAUCGACUGGAAAGCAAGACCUUGAACUUGAGCUGAAGAAACUAAAGAGCAUCUCAGACGAGACUCAGAAAAGUAAAGUAAAAGUAGAAGAGGAGGCAGAGAAAUUUAGGAAUCUUGCACUAGAGGAGGAGACAAAGAGGAAAGAGGCAGAAGAGAAAGUAAAAAAGAUUUCAGCUGCUGAGGAAGAGGCAGCGAGACAGUGCCUGGCUGCUCAACAAGAAGCUGAGCGUCUUAAAAAGAAAGCUAAAGAGGUCAAACAGCAGAAGGAUAAUGCUGAUGGGGAAGUUGCAAAACAGAUCCUUUUAGCUAAAGAGGCUGAACUAAGGUGUAUUGCUGCUGAGCAGAAAGCUCAGAAUGUCCUUGUCCAACAGAAGGAGGACAGCCUUGCUCAAACUAAGCUAAAGGAAGAGUAUGAGAAGGCAAAGAAAUUAGCAGAGAAUGCAGUAAAGGCCAAAGAAAGUGUUGAAAAAGAGGCUGCUCUAUUUCGGCAAAAAGCAGAUGAGGCAGAGUGCCAGAAGCAAGCCGCUGAAGAAGAGGCAGCUAAACAGGCCAAAGCUCAGGAAGAUGCUGAAAAACUGAGAAUAGAAGCUGAAACAGAAGCUUCCAAACGUGCUAAAGCAGAAAAAGAUGCAUUAAAACAGAAACAGCAAGCUGAGGCAGAGAUGGCCAAGCAUAAACAACUUGCUGAGACAACCCUGAAGCAGAAAUCUCAGGUUGAGCAAGAGUUAGAGAAAGUAAAACUGCAACUCGAUGAGACAGACAAACAGAAAUCUCUCUUGGAUGAUGAACUGAAAAGACUUAAGGAUGAGGUCAGUGAUGCUAUCAAACAGAAAGCACAGGUGGAAGACGAGCUCGCUAAAAUCAGAAGUCAGAUGGAGGAAUUAGUCAGAUUGAAGGUCAAAAUUGAGGCAGAAAAUCAGCAACUUAUGAAAAAAGAUAAGGAGAGCACAAAGAAAUUACUUGAGGAAGAGGCAGAGAAUAUGAAAAAGCUGGCUGAAGAGGCUGCACGGCUCAGUGUUGAUGCACAAGAAGCUUCAAGACUAAGACAAAUCGCAGAGUCCGACCUUGCUCAACAGAGAGAAAUAGCUGACAAAAUGCUCAAGGAGAAGAUGUUAGCCAUUCAGGAAGCAAACAAGCUGAAGUCUGAGGCUGAGAAUCUCCAGAAACAAAAAGACAAGGCUCAAGAAGAGGCCCAAAAACUGCUAGAGGCCAAAAAGAAGAUGGAACAGCGUUUAGAGCAAGAGACUGUGGGCUUCCAGAAAUCCUUAGAGGCAGAACGCAAGAAACAGCAAGAAGUAACCGCUGAGGCCGAGACACUAAAACUCAGGGUAAUUGACCUAAGCAAUGCACAGUUGAAAGCAGAGGAAGAAGCUAAUAAAUUCAAGAAACAGGCAGAAGACAUUAGAGCUCGUUUGAUUGAGACUGAAAGACAAACUUCAGAAAAAGUCACUAUUGUUGAGAAAUUGGAAGUGGAGAGGUUGGUGAGCACCAAAGAGGCAGAUGAUCUGCGUAAAGCUAUUGCUGAGCUUGAAAGAGAAAAGGAGAAACUGAAAGAAGAGGCAACUGAUUUACAAAAUAAAGCAAAAGAGAUGGCCAACGCACAGCAAGAGCAAAUACAACAAGCAAAGACAGCCCUUCAGCAGACAUUCCUUACAGAGAAAGAAAUCCUGCUGAAAAAGGAAAAAACAAUAGAGGCAGAGAAAAUGAAGCUGGAGAAACAACUUGAGGAUGAAGUGAAGAAAGCCAAAACCCUUCAAGAUGAACAGGAAAGUCAGAGAAUGCAGAUGGAAGAGGAGAGAAAGAAACUUCAGGCUAUUCUGGAAACUGCAGUCAAGAAACAGAAAGAUGCAGAAGAAGAGAUGCUCAAUAAGCAAAAAGAGAUGGAGAAGCUAGAGAAGAUAAAACAAGAACAAGAAAAAGUCAUGGAUGAGGAAAACAAGAAAUUACGUGAAAAGCUUCAGCAGCUACAGGCACAGAAACCCACAACAUCCCAAACAAAAGAAAUUGACAUCCAAACUGAUAGCAUGCCUGAAAAUGAAAUAGUUACAGCAACAGUGCAGGAAACAACAAAGAAGGUCUUUAAUGGUUCUACAGAAGUUGAUGGAGUAAAGGCAAAUGAAGUUUCACCACUGGCAUUUGAUGGAAUUCGGGAGAAAGUGCCUGCAAGCAGGCUUAAUGAAAUUGGUGUACUAAACAAAAAAGAAUUUGACAAACUUAAGAAAGGCAAAACAACUGUGCAAGACCUUACUAAGCUAGACAAAGUCAAGAUGUGCCUGAAAGGCAAGGAUUGCAUUGGUGGUGUAAUAGUAGAACCCAAGCAGAAAAUGGGAAUCUAUCAAGCUUUGAAAGAGAAGAAAAUUUCACCAAGCACAGCUAUGAUGCUUCUUGAAGCUCAGGCUGCAUCUGGAUUUAUUAUUGAUCCCAUUAAGAACAGAAGGCUUUCUGUCAAUGAGGCAGUAAAGGAAUCCAUUAUUGGACCUGAACUGCACACUGCAUUGUUGUCUGCUGAAAGGGCUGCAACUGGUUUCAAAGAUCCUUUCACUGGACAUAAGAUCUCAUUAUUUGAAGCCAUGAAAAAGGGUCUGGUCACAGAGGAGCAAGCCACUAAACUUCUGGAUGUUCAAAUUGCCACUGGUGGUAUAAUAGACCCGGUAAACAGUCAUCGUGUGUCAGUCCAAACUGCAUGUAAACAAGGUCAAUUGGAUGAAGAACUUAACAAAGUCUUGUCCAAUCCUCCUGAUGAUAGAAAAGGAUUUAGUGAUCCCAACACUCAAGAGAGUCUCAGUUAUCAUCAACUGCUAGAAAGAUGUAAAACAGAUCCAGAAACAGGGCUUCCAUUUCUAACUGUUACAGAAACAGCAUUACCUACUGAAAGGACAUACACAGACGAUGAGACUAAAGAUGCAUUCAGUAAAACAAAUAUAUCAGUGCUAUUUGGAAGAUUUAAGGGGAAGACAGUGACCAUCUGGGAAGUGAUAAAUUCUGAGUACUUUAGCGAAGAUCAAAGGAAAGAUCUAAUUCGUCAGUAUAAAUCAGGGAAAAUUACUGUAGAGAAAAUCAUAAGGAUUGUAAUCACUGUUGUAGAAGACAAAGAGAAAAAGAAGGAAUUAGCCUUUGAUGGUUUAAGAUCAACUGUCUCUGCAUCUGAGCUCCUGGAUUCAAAGAUCAUUAACAAAGAUUUAUAUAACGAGUUGCAUAAUGGCAAAACUACUAUUGAAGAGGUGUCUCAGAUGGAUUCUGUCAAAAAAGCAUUAAAGGGAACAAGCAGUAUUGCUGGAGUGUUUAUUGAGUCAACUAAGGAGAAAGUACCAAUAUAUGAAGCCAUGAAGAAGAACAUGCUUGAAGUAGAACUGGCACUCCACCUCCUAGAAGCCCAAGCUGGAACAGGUUUCAUAAUUGACCCAGUAAAAAACCAGAAGCUCACAGUUGAUGAAGCUGUGAAAUCUGGCAUUGUUGGCCCAGAGUUGCAUGAGAAAUUGCUGUCAGCAGAAAGGGCAGUGAAUGGGUACAAGGAUCCAUAUACGGGGAAGACUGCAUCUCUAUUUGAGGCAAUGCAAAAAGAUCUCAUCAACAAAGAUCAGGGUACAAGGCUGCUGCAGGCCCAAAUUGGAACUGGAGGAAUCAUUGACCCAGUGAAAAGUUACCGGAUUCCACAGGAUAUUGCUUAUAAGCGUGGGUAUUUCAGUGAGGAAAUGAACAAGUGCAUAAGUAGCCUAUCUGAUGAUAAUAAAGUUUUCAUUGACCCAAACACAAAGGAGAAUGUUUCUUAUGCACAGCUGCAGAAAAGUUGCAUUACUGACAAAGAGACAGGUCUCCCAUUGCUUCCACUUUCAGAAAAAGCUGUUAAGUCCACAGAAUCAGAACUGCCCUUCAAUGUUCAGUCCAAAGAAGUUUUAAACAAGGCAACAAUGGAGUUACACAGUGGACCCUUUAAAGGAAGAAGAGUCACCAUUUGGGAGAUUAUCAACUCUGAAUAUAUAACAGAAGAACAAAGGAUUGAGAUAAUACGUCAGUAUAGAUCAGGAAAAGUUACAAUUGAAAAGAUCAUUAGCAUUGUGAUCACACUGGUUGAUGAAAAUGAGAUGAAAAAGCAGCAGGAUACCUUCACUGGUCUCAGACAACCUGUUAGUGCCACGUCCCUGUUUGAGUCUAAAAUUAUUGACAAAACAACCUAUGAUCAGCUCCAACAAGGUCAAAAGAAGCCUAAAGAGAUUAGUGAUAUUGAAUCAGUCAAGAGGUACUUGCAAGGAUCAGAGAGCAUUGCUGGAGUAGUCAAUGAAAAAUCUAAAGAGAAGCUCAGCAUUUAUCAGGCAAUGAAACAAAAAUUACUAACGCUAAAUACAGGCCUUUCCCUGUUGGAAGCACAAGCAGCAAGUGGGUUUAUUGUUGAUCCAAUCAGGAAUCUGAGGUUUACAGUGGACGAUGCUGUAAAAGCUGGCCUUGUUGGUCCUGAGCUUCAUGAAAAGCUCCAAUUGGCAGAGAAGGCUGUAACUGGUUAUAAAGAUCCAUACACUGGUCACAAGAUUUCCCUUUUCCAGGCCAUGCAAAAAGAGCUUGUUCUUAGAGAGCAUGCCAUACCUCUUCUUGAAGUUCAAGAGGCCACUGGAGGAAUAAUUGAUCCAGUGAAUAGUCACUAUAUCCCCACUGACGUAGCCAUUCAGCGAGGUUACCUAAGCAAACAAAUGGCCAAGUCCUUCAAAGACCCUUCAGAUGAUAUCAAGGGUUUUACUGAUCCUAACAAAGAUGAGAGUGUCACUUACAAACAACUGAUAAAAAGGUGCACAAAAGAUCCUGACUUUGGGUUUUUCCUUUUACCACUUUCUAAGGCUGAAGUCCCAAAAGAAGCUGAGAAGUCAUAUGUUUACACUGAAGAACAAGCACAAACAGACUUGGCUAGCACUCAAAUAGCUAUACCUCACAAAGGUUUUGCAGGAAAACAAAUGACCUUAUGGGAUGUUAUGGCAUCAGACAUGCUUCCUGAAGAGGACAAACAAAGACUUAUUGAACAGUACCGGUCAGGAAAAAUCACAAAAGAGAGAAUGAUUAUCAUUAUCAUUGAAAUCAUUGAGCAAAGAGAAGUCAUUAAAACUGAACAGACUAUGCUAUGUGAUAUAAUUCGACGCAGAGUUACAAUUGAAGAGUUAUAUAGCUCUCGUAUAAUUGACCUUGAAACUUACAAUCUGUUGAAACAAGGCAAGAAAACCAUCCGAGAGGUUAUGGAAAUGCCAACUGUUAAGAAGUAUCUCUUUGGCACAGGCAGCAUUGCUGGGGUCCUCUCCAACAACUCUGCUAAAGUAAGUAUUUACCAGGCCAUGAAAAGAGGCAUAAUCAAGCCUGAUAUUGCCAUUGAUUUGCUGGAGGCACAAGCAGCUACAGGAUUUAUCACUGACCCAGUAAGAUACGAGUUGCUAACAGUUGAUGAGGCUAUCCGCAAGGGUCUUGUUGGCCCAGAACUCCAUGAUAAACUUUUGUCUGCAGAAAGGGCAGUCACGGGGUACAAAGACCCAUACAGUGGGAAAAUCAUUUCUCUAUAUCAGGCUAUGAAAAAGGGUCUGGUUCCUGAGGAGUAUGCAUUAAAGAUCCUAGAAGCUCAGAUUGCAACUGGUGGCCUAAUGGAUCAUGAAUACAAUUUCCACCUUCCAAAUGAUGUUGCAAUGCAACGAGGAUAUAUCAACAAAGAAACAAGCGAGAGACUAUCUAGUGGAGAUGUCAAAGGGUUUACCGAUCCAACCACAGAUGAAAAAGUAUCUUAUGCAAACCUCCUCAAGAGAUGCAAAGUUGACAAAGAAAGUGGCAUGCAUUUGCUGUCACUUGCAGACAAGAAACUGCUAGUAAAGGGUCUUCGAAAGCAAAUUACCUUGGACGAAUUACUGUGCUCUCAAAUUAUCGAUCAGAAGACCUACACAGAGCUCACAGAAGGCCUCAUUUCUGUAGAAGAUAUCAGCAAAGACUUGAAGAAAUACCUUGAGGGUACAAGUUGUAUUGCAGGUGUGUAUGUAGAGGCUACUAAAGAGCGACUGUCAAUCUACCAAGCCAUGAAGAAGAACAUGAUCAGGCCAGGCACUGCCUUUGAGCUGCUAGAGGCUCAAGCAGCGACUGGAUAUGUGAUUGAUCCAAUCAAAAAUCUAAAACUGACAGUCAAUGAGGCUGUAAAAAUGGGAGUGGUUGGCCCAGAGUUUAAGGACAAGCUUCUCUCUGCUGAACGAGCUGUGACUGGAUACAAUGACCCAUACUCUGGUAAGGUAAUUUCCCUAUUUCAGGCCAUGAAGAAAGGCCUGAUCCUUAAAGAUCAUGGUAUUCGUCUUUUGGAGGCUCAAAUUGCAACAGGUGGAAUCAUUGAUCCUGAGGAAAGUCACCGCCUUCCUGUGGAAAUGGCAUACAAGCGUGGCCUUUUUGAUGAGGAGAUGAACAGUAUUCUAACUGACCCAUCUGAUGAUACUAAAGGUUUCUUUGAUCCAAACACAGAGGAGAAUCUGACUUACCUUCAGCUGAUGGAACGAUGCAUGACUGACCCUGAAACUGGACUUGCUCUCUUAAUGCUGAAGGAGAAGAAGCGGGAAAGAAAGACAUCUUCUAAGUCAUCAGUACGCAAACGCAGAGUGGUGAUUGUAGAUCCAGAAACAGGAAAAGAAAUGUCUGUUUAUGAGGCAUACCGCAAAGGUCUCAUUGAUCAUCAGACAUAUAUGGAGCUUGCAGAACAAGAAUGUGAAUGGGAAGAAAUUACCACUUCAUCAGCAGAUGGUGUUAAGUCUAUGAUAAUUGACAGAAGGUCUGGACGUCAGUAUGACAUUGAUGAUGCCAUCACCAAAGGACUCAUAGACCAGUCUGCUUUGGACCAGUAUCGUGCAGGCACCCUGUCCAUCACUGAAUUUGCAGACAUGUUGUCUGGAAAUAUGAGUGGCUUUAGAUCACGUUCAUCUUCCUUUGGGUCCACCUCAUCAUAUCCCAUGAGCCCAGUUCCAUCUAUCAAAACCCCAGCAACAACAUGGACUGACCCAACAGAGGAAACAGGUCCAGUUGCUGGGAUAUUAGACACAGAUACUCUAGAGAAGGUAUCAGUCACAGAGGCCAUGCAUCGAAAUCUAGUUGAUAACAUUACUGGUCAAAGACUGCUUGAGGCACAAGCCUGUACAGGUGGUAUCAUUGACCCAAAUACUGGAGAGAAGUUCACUGUUGCAGAUGCAAUGAACAAAGGGCUGGUAGACAAGAUAAUGGUAGAUCGCAUCAACUUAGCUCAGAAGGCCUUCCAAGGAUUUGAAGAUCCAAGAACCAAAACUAAAAUGUCAGCUGCUCAGGCCUUAAAAAAGGGUUGGCUGUAUUAUGAAGCUGGCCAACGUUUUCUUGAAGUCCAGUAUCUGACAGGAGGACUAAUUGAACCUGAUGUUGCAGGCAGAGUAUCACUGGAUGAGGCCGUAAAGAAGGGUACCCUCGAUGCACGCACUGCUCAGAAACUGCGAGAUGUCAGUGGGUACUCCAAAUACCUCACUUGUCCCAAAACAAAGCUGAAAAUAUCUUAUAAAGAUGCCAUUGAAAGAAGCAUGAUUGAGGAGGGCUCUGGUUUACGUUUACUGGAGGCAUCAUCCCAGUCUACUAAGGGUCUGUAUAGCCCUUACAAUAUCAGUGGCUCUGGAUCAGCCUCAGGGUCUAGGUCUGGCUCCAGAACCGGUUCAAGGUCUGGCUCUAGACGAGGGAGCUUCGAUGCUACAGGAUCUGGUUUUUCCAUGAAUUUCUCCACAUCUUCCUAUGGCUCUCCAAGCUAUGGACGACGAUACAGUUCAGGGGUGCACAGUGCACUGAAUAUGGACAAACUAAAACAGGCUCUAACAGCAUUAACGCUCAGCAGAAACUGUUGCUCUGAAGACAAGAGAAUGUUGCCACUAUCGCAAACACAGUGCUCUUUAAUUGCUUAAUUCAUUUAAAAAUAUUCAUUCUGCUCUGCAUGUGGUUACUAUGGGGCUGGGGAACUAUUGCAAUAUCCUGCUGGCUUUCUUUUCAUAUUAGAUUUUUGGUUUAUUUGUAAUAUGUAAUAUUUUUGAUAAUUAUUCCAUAAUAUCAAUGUUGAAAUUCUGUUUUCCUUUUUCCUUAGAAUAACUAGAAAGUCCAAUGGAAUCUUGUUUUUUGAUAUUACAUUCACAGUGUUAGUGUCUCUGCUCUUGUAUAUUUCUUUUUUAUUGAGUCCACUGAACGGCAUAUUGUCAAAACUAAAUUUAACAUUUCUUUUGUAUGUAAAAAGAGCAUUAUAUAACAUGCAUUUAUUAACCUGGAAUCCUGUUAAACAGAAGAGCUUGUAACCAUCUACAGAGCAGAAUAAGAGGAAUUUCACUAAAAGAGCACACAGGAAAACAAACAAACAAAAAAUGCUUUGGAAACACACUUUGGCAGAACAGAAUUAAUAUUUCAAGAGAUUCCUUUCACCCAAGUUUAUACAUGGAAUGGAACAACAAUUAUGUCUUUGGAUCUCUGCAGUCUUUCAAAACAUAAUGGCUCCUGUCAUUGAUCCCACAACAAGUUCUAGGAGCAGCAGACUUCAGAAAUAACAAACUGCAGAAGAUGGCACUGAAACACGACAGAUCAGAAGAUGCCAUUCCUAUCCGUACCAGGUUUUCAUGUGUUACUUUUACAUCUCCCAAUUCAAAGAGGAAUUUAGUUAUGCCUUGACCUCAACAGAUGUCUGCAUAUAUAAUAAUAUUUCUCUUACUGAAAAGGAGAUGUGUCUAUUCUACAUUGAAACCCUGCCACCACUUUUAUACUGCAGAGAUGAAGUGUCUUCCACUGCCCACCGAAGUGAAUCUUUGGAUUAGAUUGCUCCGAUCAAAAGAACCACGAAAAGAUGCCACUUGACUGACCAACAUACAUGUUCUGCUACCUUAAUUUGUUGUAAUAAUAAUAAUAAUAAUAAUAAUAAUAAUUAUUAUUAUUAUUAUUAUUAUUAUUAUUAUUAUUAUUAUUAGCCUCUUUGUAUUAUGUUAAAAAAAAAUUAAUGCCGCUAAAUCUAUAGACCCCUAUAUGGGUCUAAUCUAUGUUUUAACACUAAAUUUGUUAAAGGUGCUUGAACUUGGUAAAUUAUCUUUGUAUUUCCAUUUGCUAAGCUGCAAAAUAUCACUGGAAAAGAAUGUGCUAGGUGCUCAUAAAAAAAAAAAAAAAAAAAAAAAAAAAGUUAGAUUGAGUUAUGUUAUACAGGAUUUUUUUUUUUUUUUUGUCAAAAAGAAGCUUGAUCUCUACAACCCUGCAAAUUCUGUAUUGUAAUAUAUGGCACAAACUAGAAAAUAUUCAAACUAGACAUUAACCAAUAAGUCAUCACUAUACUCUAUCACCAUGGUAACUUUCCUAACAUUCACAGAACACUUUUUUAAUAUGUAUAUUUUUGCUCUUUUGCUUUUUCUGUCCAAUGAUUACAUUUGCCAUUAUGAAUGUUAUCUUUGCUCCACACAAGAACAGAUCACUGUAAUCACACCACAUUAAUCAUCUGUACUUCCCUACAUUAUAGAUUUGCUUUGCAUGGUUUUCUUUUGCUAACAUUGAUCAAAGAAUUCAGUUUAAAGAACUGAAUUCAACAAAGCCUAUUGUGAGGAAAAAAUUUGACGUGAUGUAAGGAUUUAGUUGAACUAAGUAUGCCAAGUUUUGGGGCAUGUUUAAGAAGAUUGUAUUUAUAGGAUGGGAUUGUAUUCUAAUGUAAAUAAACUAUACAAAUAUCAA
This is a messenger RNA of Pangasianodon hypophthalmus (striped catfish), 21455 nucleotides long. RefSeq names its product plectin a (gene pleca). Gene Ontology annotation, cellular component: hemidesmosome; focal adhesion; cytoskeleton. The transcript is spliced from 36 exons. NCBI's taxonomy places the organism in Eukaryota, Metazoa, Chordata, Actinopteri, Siluriformes, Pangasiidae. Bases 5882 to 19669 code for a protein of 4595 amino acids. The record is from RefSeq and is a predicted model, not a curated record. Gene Ontology annotation, molecular function: cadherin binding; structural constituent of cytoskeleton; ankyrin binding. Gene Ontology annotation, biological process: wound healing; hemidesmosome assembly; intermediate filament cytoskeleton organization.